GCUCUUUCCUUGGUGGCGCCAUACAGCCAUAGAUCGAGCUCUUAAGCUUUCUCUCCAAAUCCGGUGAGGCUACUUCGAAACCAAUGGAUGGCUUCAUGAAGCCUCUCCUUAUGCGGCAUGGCACAGCAUCUGGAUGCUCGGCCUGAAUGCAGCCAUCCUCUUGCCAAGGACCCGCUCCCUCUCGACUACAAAGAGGCGACGUGAUCCCAUGAUCUCAGCCUUCUUUUUCUUCCCUCAUCACACUCACACUCGUUCGAUACAGUCUUUCAAACACUAGCUCAAAAGCUUUUCUAACUUUGGGUCUUCUUGUCCUUCGUUGAUACCGCAAAUAUGCGUUUCAUUCAAAUCGUGGCGUCCGCUGCGGCGCUUGCUACCUCAGUUGCUGCCGGCGGUGGUGAAUACGGCAACAAGCAACCUGAGGGGUCCAAAGUAUCCUCCCAAGCCUCAGCCUUCCAAUCGCCAACUGUCAUCCCCAUUAACAGCAUCACCUACACGGUCACUGAGCCAACCACCUUGACCAUUACCAACUGUCCUUGCACUAUUACUCACCCGGUUCCUCCGUGCCUCCUCCUCCUCCUCCUCCUCCUGUUACUACGGAGGCUCCUCCACCACCACCUCCGGAAACCACCGUGGUCCCACCCCCGGAGACCUCUGUCGUUCCCCCGCCAGUUCCUCCUCCAGUUCCUCCUCCGGAGACCUCCGUCGUCCCCCCGCCGCUUCCUCCUCCGGAGACCUCUGUCGUCCCCCCGCCGCUUCCUCCUCCGGCGAGCUCUGAGGCUCCUCCUCCUCCUCCGGCCACUGGCACAACUCCUCCGCUCAUCCCCACCGCUGCUGCCGACAAGACAAAUGCUGGCAUCGGUGCUCUCGUCCUCGCUGGUAUUGCCGCUUUCGCUCUCUAAAUGAGCAAUUCGUCAUCAUCGGAGGAGAAAAUGGCUACCGAAAGGUGAACAGGGGAGGCCUGGCCAUAUCCCACCUACUAGGGGACAGUUCUCAACUUUUUAAUUAUUUGAUUUGGGAAUUCUAACAUUCUUGACACUCCUUCACACUUUGGAGAGAGCCUAUUUUUUUAUAUCAACAGAGAACUGGGGCGGGCUAAUAGGGGUUUCGGUUGUGGAAUUGCUUAGCUUAGACAUCAAGUAUUGGUU
Molecule: messenger RNA, 1145 nt
Organism: Trichoderma asperellum CBS 433.97
Lineage: Eukaryota; Fungi; Ascomycota; Sordariomycetes; Hypocreales; Hypocreaceae
Source: RefSeq, a predicted model, not a curated record